AUGGCAGCAUUUUCUGUACCCGGUGGCUUGUCACAUCAGCUUGAUCAAUUGCCAUCGUUGACAUUUCAAAACAUCAUCACCGGUGCAGUUGUAUUUCCACUACUCUAUAUCUUGCUCAAAGCUGUUUACAAUCUCUACCUAAGCCCCUUAGCUGGCUACCCAGGCCCAAAGCUCUGGGCCAUCUCUCGCCUACCAUGGAAUCGCGCAAACAUGAAGGGUCGCAUCAGCUGGAAGAUCCGCGAGCUCCACGACAAGUACGGUCCUGUUGUGCGUAUCGCCCCAGAUGAAAUCUCGUAUACGACAUCUGGCGCGUGGAAGAAAAUAUAUGGACAGCGAAAUCCCGAGUUCGUCAAGGCUCUCGACGGCAGAGGCAUUGCGCCUGCGAGUAUUGGUGGCCAACGUAGCUUGAUGACGGAGCACCAAGACAGACAUCUGAGGCUGAGGAGGGCCAUAGAUCCUGCAUUUAGUCAGAGAGCACUACGCGAACAGGAGAGCUACUUCCAAGACCACUCGGACAAUCUUGUUCAGAAGCUGAGGCAACGGUGCAAAGACGGACCCCUAGAUAUGACUACUUGGUACAAUCUCGUCGCAUUUGACAUCGUAUCCGAUCUGGCUUUUGGUGAGCCGUCAGGCUGCGUCAAUAACCCUGAUCAACCAUGGAUCCAAGCCAUACUCGCUCGUGCCAAAGCCAUUGUCUGGUUUCAGCUUGCCGUACAGUAUGGAUUCAUGGGUCUUCUCAACUGGAUGACACCAAAGUACGUUACUGAAUCGAGGAAGAAACAUAUCGCUAUGACUGAGGCCAAGCUUAAGGCGCGAGUUGAAGCUAAAAACCCUGGCAAAGACUUCAUGUCAUACAUUCUCGAAAACGACGAGAAGCUCAACCACCUCGAACUGGUGAUGCUCUCUUCCAACUUCAUUGUAGCAGGUAGCGGCACAUCUGCUGGUGGGAUGUCCGGCUUGACGUAUCUUCUGCUGCGCAACCCAGACAAGUUGGAGAAGCUCAAACAAGAAAUACGCAGUUUGUUUAAAAGCCGCGCGGAUAUGACCCUUCAGGCGGUGACCAGCUCCAAGUACCUGCGCGCCUGUCUCAACGAGGGUAUGCGUCUCUAUCCGCCAACACCGGGUUCGCUGCCGCGACUCGUUCCUGGAAAGGGCGAGAUGAUUGAAGGAAAAUGGGUUCCGGGGGGUUACGCUGUUGGUGUUAACCAGCUGGCGGCCGGCCACUCCGAACGUAACUUCAAGAAGGCGCGCGAGUUCCAUCCCGAGCGCUGGCUCGACGAGCCCGACUCUAAGUUUAAGGAUGACGAUCGUUCUGCAGUUCAGCCAUUCUCAUAUGGUCAGAGGGCUUGUAUUGGAAGAUCCAUGGCCUAUGCUGAGAUGUCUCUCACGAUGGCGAAGUUGGUACGGUAUUUUGACUGGGAGUUUCACGACCCCGAAAAUGAUUGGUGGAACCAGCAAGGCACCUACCUGGUGUGGGAAAAGUUGCCUUUGCAGGUUAAGCUGACGCCUGUGUCCGACUUAGGUGAAUAG
This is a messenger RNA of Alternaria postmessia, 1530 nucleotides long. It is a transcript of the gene ALT3, whose product is annotated as Cytochrome P450 monooxygenase alt3. NCBI's taxonomy places the organism in Eukaryota, Fungi, Ascomycota, Dothideomycetes, Pleosporales, Pleosporaceae. The record is from RefSeq and is a predicted model, not a curated record. The transcript is spliced from 3 exons. The coding region runs from base 1 to 1530 and encodes 509 amino acids. Gene Ontology annotation, molecular function: monooxygenase activity; heme binding; oxidoreductase activity, acting on paired donors, with incorporation or reduction of molecular oxygen.